Messenger RNA from Metschnikowia bicuspidata var. bicuspidata NRRL YB-4993, 495 nucleotides. RefSeq lists its product as uncharacterized. The transcript has a single exon. NCBI's taxonomy places the organism in Eukaryota, Fungi, Ascomycota, Pichiomycetes, Serinales, Metschnikowiaceae. Bases 1 to 495 code for a protein of 164 amino acids. The record is from RefSeq and is a predicted model, not a curated record.
AUGCCUUCCAGAAACAGUGUCAACAAGCCCCUGGGCAAGAUAAACAGAGCCAGUCAUGCCGGUGUGAUUUCCAAAAAAAGAACGCUCAGGGCCAACACCGUCGGCCCCACCAGAUCUUCGGCCGGAAGAUAUAAUACUGCCACUGCCCCUAGGCCCACGGAUCCCAAAGGGCUCACGGUAUACAUGGGCCCCGAAGUGUUGGGUUCUGGUGUAACCACACAGACUCUCCUGAAGAAAAAAGCGAAGAAGCUCGAGAGAAACAAGCGCUACAUUGCGCAGAGAAACGAGCGUUUGAAUGUGGACUUGGCUGCUAAGAACGAGGGCAUGGACGUCGACAUGGCGCCUGCCGAGAAGCGUGAAAAGAAGCAAAAGCCUCAGUCCAACUUGGACAAAGUGAAACAAGCUCUUUGGACCGCAGUGGAGGACCACAAUUCCGGCGCCAUGGCCUUGGAGUCUACCGGAGAGGGAACCACUCUUGGAGUGCAGGCCUUUUGA